AUGUCUCCACAAAAAGAUAUUUUAACCACAUUAUGGUACCUAGGGACUCUCGACAGCAUUGACAGGAUAGCAGACCGUUUUGGCAUUUCGCCAUCCUCGGUAAUCAGGGCUAGAGACCGAGUUAUGAAUUCAAUUCUAACUCAUCUCAAGUCAAAAUUUAUAAAAUGGCCCAAUCCCAAUGAAUUAAAUCAAAUCGCAAACAAUUUCCAGCAAAAGAACGGAUUUCCAGGGAUUGCUGGUGCAUUAGAUGGGACUCAUAUUAGAAUAGCAAAACCAACAAACCAUGGAGAUUCAUACAUCAAUAGGAAGGGAUUUCCUUCCUUGCAGUUACAAGCGGUAUGCAAGGAAGACAUGAUGUUUACUCAUGUAUUUACCGGAUUUCCAGGAAGCUGUCACGACGCAAGAGUUCUUAGGAAUUCCGAUUUAUGGGAAAAUGGAUUACAAAUGAUUCCAAAUAUAUACCAUAUCAUAGCUGACGCAGCCUAUCCACUAAGAAUAUGGCUACUCACUCCCUACCGAGACAAUGGUCACCUGACACACGAGCAACGCCGCUAUAACAACUACCUGUCCAGCAACAGAAUGGUAAUUGAGAGAGCAUUUGCUCUUCUGAAGGGUAGAUUCCGCCGAUUGCGUUUCCUGGAAACCCAGAAAAUUGAGUAUGCUGUCAAAAUUAUCAUGACCUCUUGUGUUUUACAUAAUGUCUGCAUUUUCAACCAUGAUGAAGUCGACGAUUUCAUUCAGCAAGAUGUUAUUGCAGCAAAUUAUAAUGUUCCAGGAAUCCAGGACUGUGAAGCCCAGGGUGUACAGAAACGUAAUCAAAUAGCCAGGAAUCUUUUGUGA
Molecule: messenger RNA, 840 nt
Organism: Saccostrea echinata
Lineage: Eukaryota; Metazoa; Mollusca; Bivalvia; Ostreida; Ostreidae
Product: putative nuclease HARBI1
Exons: 1
Coding region: 1-840 (279 amino acids)
Source: RefSeq, a predicted model, not a curated record